CCUAUCUUGUUAGUCAAACUAUAAAACCUCUGCAAAAACCUAUCCCUCUCUAUUCUCUAUAUCAAAUAUUGCAAUGCGCCACCGUUAAUGGCCAUUCUCAGAUCACUCAGGGAACUUGCUCGGAAGACCUCCAAGACCAACACCAGAACCUUCUUCAUCUCCACUCCAAAUCCGACGUCCUUACGAUCCAUAAGGUCAUCAAUCUUACUCUCUCGCUCAUCAAACAUUAUCUCUCCUUCAAUCUCUAUCUCUAAGUGGGACUACCCAUUCCAUGGCCCGCUUUUCCUCUCCUAUCCUCCAUGGAAGCUUCUGCAAUUCGCGACACCUCUAUACCUCCAAUCUGACGUCGCUGCGAUCCCUAAAGUACGGGCUAUUGACUUGCUUCGAGAACGGACGUUUCCGAUCAAAUUAGGGUUAAGAUCGGUUAAAUACGACGAUAAUUUGGGUGAUGGGAAGGACUCGAGGAUCGUUGGAAGUAGUGUCCGUGAUGGAUUAGUCGAGAGUUUCGUUAAUUGGCCUAAUUUCAUUUCUAUGAGUAGAUUGGUAUCUGGUCCGGUGCUUGGAUGGAUGAUCAUGCAUGAUAUGUAUCUUCCUGCAUUUCUUGGGCUUGUUGUCUCUGGGGCAACAGACUGGUUAGAUGGAUAUGUGGCCAGAAAAAUGGGGAUUAAUUCCGUGGUUGGUUCAUACCUUGAUCCUCUUGCUGACAAAGUUUUAAUUGGUUGUGUUGCCUUAGCCAUGGUAGAAAGGGGUCUUUUGCACUCAGGACUGGUGGCACUUGUAGUGAUGAGGGAUGUUGCUCUAGUUGGUGGUGCAGUGUAUAUAAGAGCUACCAACUUGGGUUCAGAGUCAAGGAGUUGGGUAGAGUUUUUUAACCUUGAUGGGAUUCGACCACAGAAAGUUGAGCCUUUAAUGAUCAGUAAGGUUAAUACAUGCUUCCAACUAGCCUUAGUUACAGGUGCUCUUUUGCAACCAGAGUUUGGAACUCCUCAAACUGAAUUAUACAUCACAUACUUAAGUUGGUUAGUGGCUUCAACAACAGUGACUUCCACUGCGGCUUAUGGUAUAUGUAUGCAUAUUGCACUGCAUUGGAAUAGGAAUAGAAUUAUGUGGCUAAACUAAGGAAAAUCAGAGUCAAAAACGGCUUCAAUCUGGUAUUGGAGUGAUGUUAAGAACUUGUAACUCAUCAAGUAAUCUAGUAUUCAGCUUCUAUGGAUACCAAAGAGACAGUUGUCUGCGUUUUUUGAUUGCCAUGAGAUUGGGGUACCUCCAAAGAGUAUAAAAAAGCCACUUACAGGCAGCUUCUGUGGACAAGCAGCCCAAUCGGAGUCACAAAAGGCUUCAAUCUGGAAGGACUCGUUUUUGUUGAAAAAUAAUCAUUUUGUGGGAGUACUUCUGAGAUAUUGUUAUACAUGAAUUGAAUGGCAGCUUCAUAAUGCUCUUGACAAGGAUUCUGAUUGAAUUGACUUAAAUGUUGAAUAGCAUAAGACAAAUCAGGACGUGUGUAAUAAAAAAUUUAAUUUGCCAAUCAGUUGUCUGUAAGAUGCUGGAUCAUUUAAAGGAUUUUACCUAAGGUGCAUCAACCGAGAGU
Lactuca saligna is the source of this 1588-nucleotide messenger RNA. The record is from the annotation of a GenBank genome assembly. NCBI's taxonomy places the organism in Eukaryota, Viridiplantae, Streptophyta, Magnoliopsida, Asterales, Asteraceae.